This is a messenger RNA of Dunckerocampus dactyliophorus (ringed pipefish), 4766 nucleotides long. RefSeq names its product ankyrin repeat domain 40 (gene ankrd40). The transcript is spliced from 5 exons. The record is from RefSeq and is a predicted model, not a curated record. Bases 359 to 1594 code for a protein of 411 amino acids. NCBI's taxonomy places the organism in Eukaryota, Metazoa, Chordata, Actinopteri, Syngnathiformes, Syngnathidae. Gene Ontology annotation, molecular function: protein binding.
GUUCCAUCUAAAAGUGUCCCCCGAUGAGGCGGCGGUGCUUCUGGCAACCCGCUGACGGAACGCUGAUACCGCCGAUAAGCUUGAGUGGAUAAACCCUGUGUUGAAUGUGACACGAGAAACUUAACCAACAACAAGGGUAAAUAGGGAUUGUCAGGAGUUAUCAUAUUAUAAAAGCUCCAAAUUAUCAAUUUACUAAGCCGCCUUAGCUGAAGAAAUUUGUUGUUAUCUGCUAACAUUAGCAUCACAGACCUGUCCCCACCUAGUCAAGCUAGCAAGUUGUUCAUAUUUAGCCCGGGCGGCUAAUGCUAGAAGCUUUUGCAAAUCCUAUGAACUCGGGAAUAUCGCUGUCUCUGCAAACAUGUCCACCACUUCAUUGGAUAAAGAACUACAGGAGCGACUGAGAGAGGCUUCUGCCAUCGGGGAUAUUGACGAAGUGCGGACACUGGUGGAGAGUGGAGUAAACAUCAACUCCCAAAACGAAAUAAAUGGAUGGACGUGCCUACAUUGGGCAUGCAAGCGGAACCAUAAGCACAUAGUGUCCUACUUACUAAGUAGUGGCGCAGACAAAGACAUCCUUACAGCUAAGGAUGAGAUGGCCUCUCAGCUCACAUCCAAGCCGGAGAUCAAACGACUUUUAGGAGUUGAAGUGGAGGACCUGCCUGAAGUCAAGGAGCCUGAGUUACCAAUCAUCCCCAAUUAUUUGUCCAACCCGCCCUUUAUAUACUCCAAGAUGGACAACAAGACAGAGCUGCUCCUAUCUCAGCACCUUGCACAAAACGGAUCUGUGGAACACACUGAAGGCACAGACAGCAAUUCAGCCCCUCUUUCUCCAGUCCAGCACCAUCACUUGCCACAGAGCCUGGCCUCUGAUGACCCCCCAAUCAACCCCAUCCUUCACAACCAAGUUCAGGCCAGGGAAUUUGUUCCCGUAGCCGAGCAAAACGGUGUGACGCCGGGCUCGGUCCCGUCUCACAACAAUCACACGGUGGUAAACUGCACAGUGCCAGUGGAUCUGUCGGUCGAGCCUCACCUCGUCAACCACGCCGUGCCGCACAACGGAGCCGUGUGCUCGCCUCCUUUGGCCUCGCCCAGCCCGGCUUUGGCUUGCAGCGGCGGGAGUCAGGUCCAAGCUCCGGUAGCUAAUGCUAACCCGGCUGUAAACAGGCAGCAAUCGGUGCCGCAGCAGAUAGGCUACAGUCAGCCGGGGGGGCCUUUGCCAGCAUUCCAGCCGUUUUUCUUCACAAGCACCUUCCCCGUCAACGUGCAAGAGUUAGUACUGAAGGUGCGUAUUCAGAACCCAAACACGCGGGAGAACGACUUCAUCGAAGUGGAGCUGGACCGCCAGGAGCUGACGUAUCGCUCGCUGCUGAGAGUCUGCUGCCGUGAAUUGGACGUCAGUGCCGAGCAUGUGGAGAAGAUCCGCAAGCUGCCAAACACGAUGUUGAGAAAGGACAAAGAUGUUGCCCGCCUGCAGGACUUCCAGGAGCUGGAGGUCGUCUUGGAGAAAUCCGAGGGCCUGGCCUUCUUCUCCGGCGCAGGGAACCUGACGGACAGACCCUGCUACAACAUGAAGGCCUCCCGCCUCACCUACUAGCGCGCCCCAACAGAGUCUCCCUGCUCCUAACGGGCUUGUGUAGCCGCCCUGGGGCAGCCGUUAACCAGUUGCCUGCCCAGAUCUCCUUGUCAAGCUUUGUACAGCUUGGGUGUUCUGCCAACUUUCUUAUCAAGUUCAUGAGCUAUCGUCCUCCUCCGGGCCCUUUCGCUGCUUUCGUGUUCCCAACUAGUUGUAAGAGAUUACUGAUGCAUGUCCUGGAUUAUGAGAGAACGUAUUGCCCCCCCCCCCCCCCCCCCACCCCCCCCACCCACCCACCCACAAUCUCUUGCCGUGCCAGGACUCCAGUGGAACACCAAGGGGUAGGUCGAGGACGCAGGCUUGUCUUCCUGUAGACUGAACGGGUAUCUGCAAUAGCCUUAUAUGGACGUGUCCACCCGCUAGCUGUGGACAAAGUUCUCAUUUAAAUCCGGUUUGCAUAAGCCCUCACAGAGCCUGUGCAGAAGACUUGGUAAUGUACUCCACACCCUCAUACAUGCUGUUGCUUUAACCUUAGUGUCUUUGCUGCAAAGGGAACUUCUGUUAGUUGCUUAAUUAAACAUCUUUUUUUUGGGACUUAAUCAUUGUAACUGCUGACUGCACGCGUUCCAUCUGUCAGCAUGGAGAGUGCUGUGGAAAAGCAGCAAUUCUUUCUUCACGUUAUUUCAUUGAGUUCAAUGCGUUCCAGUAUGAAGCCUUGUGUGGCGAUGACAUUUUGUACGCAGCUCCCGCGUAUGUUGACAAUUUAAUAACACAGUGAGCCCAUUUGACCUGCUGAUAAGCAAACUGUGCGUCACAAAGGAAUGCAGCGGUGCAGGUUUUCCCUUUUAUCAAGUAAAGAAGAAUGACGAAAGCACCUGCUUAUCAGACACGCUGUGCCGUACAAGCAAACACUCCUGCCACAUUCUUCCAAGAAAAGUCCAUUUACUAACAAUCUCAAUCUUGUAGGCCAGUGAUUCUCAACUGGUGGGUCGCGAGUCUUGGCCUGGGCAAAAAAAAUAAAACAACGUAAUGACCCAAUGUCCGUGAAUGCACCUUGCGUUCUUGUCUUGCUGCGCCGCCACGAGUUGCGCCCCUUAUAAAUAUAAGCUAUUUGAGGAGUCAGAGUUGAAAAGUGUCCACAGUUUGGGUCGCCUCCUGUCAGACCAGUUGAGAACCACCGUUUGAGGCCAACCGUUCUGUUGUCAUUUAUGUUGUAUUAUUGGAGGUGGUAGCUUUAUUAGAUGGCUGAAGUCUGCUUGACAUCACUUAAAAGCGCACUGACAAGAUGACUAAUAAUACUAACUAAAUAGUUACACUGUAUAUGAAGAUUAUUUGCUGGGGCAAGUGAAGAGCCUUGUUGUGUUCGAUGAGACUUUUAAUGCUGCUUUCAUCAUCACGUUCUUUUUACGCUGGGGCUCAUUUCCCCACAUUGCACAUCCUCCAAUCAAAAGGUUUCUUCUCCCUGUAAUAACUUAUCUGUUUACUGUUCAAAGCUCCACCUUAAGCUCUUACUUGUAUUUCUAUGUUGGACCAUAUAUAUUUUUAUUAAUAAGCAUAGUUUUGUUCUUUUCUUUUAACCAGGUAAGCCUGUUGUGUUUGUGUCAAAACGUCUGUGGCGGAAGCUGGACUUGUUGAAGGAAAGUGCAAUGUGAGGUAAAGGCAAUGUUCAAGGCUUUAUUGAGACAAAGGCGUAAGGUAUGUUGAUUCUGUGAAGAGGGUGGGGGUACUAACCUUAUCUGUGGGGUUGUUUGUUCUAGAGAAGAAGCAGAAUACAGCUGGACUUAACCUAUGCAUCCAGAGUCUGAUAUUUUUAUAAAUGAAACGUCCUGUGUACUUGCGGACAUAAUCGUAGGCACCGUUGAUGCUGUUUGUUCUGGAGCCGUGUAUGUGUUCUUUGAUAAAGCAUGAUGAAUGACUUCAUCUCCAUCACUUUCAGAUACUUUUUUUUUUAAUCUGCCCUCGACAAGAAACAGAAACAGAAACAACAAAAUAUUAGAAUAAAGUCAUAUUAACAUAAAAAUAAUGACAAAAAAUAACAUUGUAAUACUAAGUUUCACAGUAAUUUCCGCAAUAUAGAUCACAGUAUUAGUUGGGAAAAAGUUGUGAUGUUACAAGAACAAUGUCAAAAUAUUAUGGGAAUAAAUUCAGUCAAGUUACAAAAGACACUUGAAACAUUAGUAACAUUUGAAAAACAACAGAAAAAAUUGAAAAACGAGCAGUGGAGAAAAAGUAAUAAUACACUUUGUCACCUAUAACACACAUUUGUGAUUUCCAUCCAUCCAUUUUCUAUGCCACUUGUUCUCAUUAGGGUCACGGGUACGCUGGAGCCUAUGCUGGCCCCAGCUGACUUUGGGUGAGAGGUGGGGUGCACCCUGGGCUGGUCGCCAGCCAGUCGCUGAGAUUUCUUUAAAUGAAUACAAAAUACAUAUGCACUGUAACUUGUAAGCAUACCUACAUGGGUUUCUUUUACAACAUGUAAAAUACCAAAGUGGCCCCCGCAUCCUCUGAUUUUUAGCAUAUGCGGCCCUGGUCGGACACCCCUGAAGUAAACCCUAAUCCUGUCCGAACUGAAAUGCAACUCGAAAGCCGCUAGAGGGCGGCAAAGACUCAUUCCUUUUUUUCGUCUCGUCUCUAUUGAUAAUCAGCUUGACGGCCCUCUUUGCUAGAAGACGCCUUUUUAGUCCUAAAAACAAGUCGGAUUUAAGUCAGAUUUCCCCGUUUUUAAGCAACUAGCAUCAACUGUAAUUGAUGUUAGUUUUGGGCCCUAGAUGAUUGAUUUGAACGGCUCUCUUUGGUGGUACAACAUACAUGUUCCUGAUUUGUACAAACUGAUUGAUUUGUUGAGGAUAUUUCCACGGGAUCGGCAUGAUACAUACAAGCUCAAAUAUAUUGGGGUCAUCUGAUAUGAUGAAAAUGUCUUUCAUUACAGUGACCGUCAUGAGGGCACGCCACAUCAUUGCGUGGGUGGCGUUUUGAAUUGGUGUUGCCAAAAAGCCAAAUAUAAGCAAUGAGUUAACCUUCUGGCACUUGCUGAUUUUGGUGACUUUACAGGGCACACUUGACCUCAGGUUCCCGUGUUGUUCUAUUUGCCGAGUGUCCUGGUUUUUCCGUAAUCAGAAUACGGCCUCUAAUAUAUACAGUCACCUAAAACUUCUAGCUGGUGGUGCAACAGGUUCUUGAAUGUAAUUUUACU